GGCAGUACGUGCUACUAUGAUGGUGGUGCCACUGUUUGGUCUUCAGUACAUCAUUACCAUCUACCGUCACCAAGUGUUGGGAUGCGACUGGCAAGAUCUAUACCAGAUUUUUAACAACAUGAUAGAGGGAACCACUGGAGCAGUUGUUGCCAUCAUCUUUUGUUACACCAACGGCGAGGUGAAGGCUUUACUGAAAAGAACGUGGGAGCGUCUUCAGGAGCGUCGAACCCCGCGGGGGGUGCGGGGACCAAAGGCUCUCCACAGCCGCAGCUUCUCUACCGUGCAGACAACUCUGCUAGACCCCAGUCCUGCCACCCGCCGCAACUCCUCCAUCGUUUCCAUUUGUGUUAGCAACCAGCCUUUUCGUCGCACCAGCAGCGGAGCAAAUGCCAGCCAGUUACUGAGUCUCCAUGGGUCCAGGAGCAGCAUUGCACAUCCGUCUCCCGUAGACAGUGGACGGGCUACAACCUCCCUUAUGUCACCCAGACUAGUGGCAAGUGCAUAUGGACUGGAAAGCUCGGAACGAUUUGGGUCAUCCAAGAGUCCGGUACAUAACUUAGACUCCAGUCCAAUAGCAAGAUCCCUAAGUCUCUUCGAAGAAGUCGAGGACGAGACGAAAAAUGUGGAAAUUAACAAGUUUCCCCAGCUUGAGCUAGCCACAAAAGCUGAAGAGAAAGUGCAUCUGUCCCCUGUUGCAGUAUUUAGAAACGAUAAUGUAAAGCCGUGUGUAAACAUCAUUGUAAACGGUCAGUUACAGGGACACAAGACCAGUGAAGAUCAAGGUUAUGAAUCCUCUCACAAUGUUGGUGCAGUUGACGAGUAAAGGUAUUAAGACUAGUUUCUUCAGUGAAGGAUAUCCAUGAAACUUUUCCGUGUAGGAGACGUCAAAUAUUUUCACAUACAGUAAGUUAUUAUCAAGUCAAAUUAUUACCACGUCAAUAUUAUUAUCAAGUCAAAGUUUAUUAUGUGAACUUUCAUCACGUACCUGUGUUUUGUGUCCACAACUUGAAAUUAAUAUUUGACGUGUAAUAUAGAUGUUCGUCCUUAUCUCCGUCGUAAACAUAUCUACAUUAUCAGUCCUCCAUAAUGAUGUUUAGUGCUCUAGAACGUCUGGGUUCUUCAUCUGAUCACAUUUAAUGGCUUUUAUAGUGAUAUAUAGAACUUGUGGAGCAACUCACCUAGCCAUACUUCCCAGACCUGCAUGAACCUCAUCUCUUACUCCUGAUACUCCUGUGAAAUUAUUCGUAUAAACUUUAACUUAUUUAUCAUGAUUAUUAAUCUUAGUUUUCACUUACUAUCUGGAAGGGUUUUCCUCACAAUACCGUUGUCAUUAUACUGAUAACUUUUAUUACUCUGACAAUUCUCACAUUGUAUUGAUAUUUCUCUAUUACACAAAUAAUUCUUUCGUUAUAUAAGCAGUUUCUUCAUUAUACGAAAGAUUCUCAUAUAAAUGUUCUCAUUAAACGGACAACUUUCAUCAUAUAUGUGAACAUUGACUUCAUUACAUUAUUAUAAUCACUUAACAUCAAUAUAAUGUUUGGCUUAUAUUUAGAUGAUGAUUUUAUAUAAAAGUUGUUUUAGUUUCCAUCAAUAAUCUCUACGAAACAGUUAAUUGUGUUUGACAAUAGCCAGGAUAAAAUUCUUCAAUUACCUUACCAAUACAGUAACUAACAGGUUUUUUUUCCAGCAUUGGAGCUAUUAUGGUUGGAUCAGGUUUUUUUUUCUGCAAUUCUAUGGUUGUCAAAAAUUUUUUACUGCACACGUGUAAUGUAAAAAAGGCGCUGUUGAUAAAUAACUUUUUUAUGGUUUAAAUUCACUUAUUUUUCAAAUCUGACGUUCUAAUUGUGACUUUGGUUCUAAAUUUCAUCUCCUAUUACUCGAAAGUUUCAAUACUAUAUGUAAUAAAACACUAGGAGAGUAAAUAUUUUAUUUCACGUUGUUUAUAGAUUUAUUUCAACCGGUAUUGUCAGAGGAAUUUCCCAGACUUUCCAGCACAUUUCCUGUACAUUUAUGUGUUCCUACUUUUCCUGUUUCCCGUCCGGAGCAUUUCAAGAAAAGAGGCUUCGGGGUGAGGCCUUUUUUCCAGCUAUGCUCAAAUAUGUUGUCAUGUAAAUAGGUAGAAAGUGCUUUAAUACAUUAACAGAUUUGGUAAAAGUUAUUCACAAUAUAAUUAUAUCUUGGAGGUAAUUUUCCCAGUUUAUGUACGCACG
This is a messenger RNA of Cherax quadricarinatus, 2210 nucleotides long. The record is from RefSeq and is a predicted model, not a curated record. Lineage: Eukaryota; Metazoa; Arthropoda; Malacostraca; Decapoda; Parastacidae.